This is a messenger RNA of Capsicum annuum, 2096 nucleotides long. Its product is annotated as multicopper oxidase LPR1. Gene Ontology annotation, molecular function: copper ion binding; oxidoreductase activity. The record is from RefSeq and is a predicted model, not a curated record. Lineage: Eukaryota; Viridiplantae; Streptophyta; Magnoliopsida; Solanales; Solanaceae. The transcript is spliced from 3 exons. Bases 163 to 1887 code for a protein of 574 amino acids.
CUUGUGAACUCAAAACCAAACUUUUGUCCUCUAUAUAUUCUUCACACAAUUCUCCCUCCUUUCUUAUCUAUCUUCCCACCCCCACCCCACCCACCGCCCCAACACAUCAAGAAGAAAAAUAAAUAUUUUUGGUGACUUUGGUUCUCAAAAAUUCAAAGAGAAAUGAUGAAGAAAAUGUUAUUUUUGGUGUAUAUAAUUUUCUUGGAAAUAAUUUUGAUAGCUUCAACAAUGGCAAAAUUUGAUGAAGUUAUGAGUCCAACAAAACUAAAAAUGUUUGUUGAUGAAUUACCAGACAUGCCAAGAAUCAAAAGUUAUGAUAUUAUUAAUGGUGUUCAUGUUCCAAAGUCUUUCAACAUUGGCAUGUACCAUAAAAAAUGGAAAUUCCAUAGGGACCUUCCAGCAACAUCAGUGUUCGCAUAUGGUACAUCGCGGUACACAGCAACAGUUCCUGGUCCUACAAUCGAGGCCGUUCAUCGAGUUGACUCAUAUAUUACGUGGCAAAAUCACCUCCCUUCAAAGCACAUACUUCCAUGGGAUCCGACAAUUCCAACUGCUACACCAAAAAAUGGAAUUCCUACUGUAGUACACUUACAUGGUGGAAUUGAUGAACCACAAAGUGAUGGACACUCAGAGGCAUGGUUCACACAGAGAUUCCAAAAUCAUGGACCAAAAUGGAGUAAGAAAAGAUAUCAUUACCAUAAUGUACAACAUCCUGGUACGAUGUGGUACCACGAUCACGCGAUGGGGUUGACUAGGGUCAACAUUCUAGCUGGUCUCAUGGGUGCCUAUGUCAUUCAACAACCGAACGUAGAGGGUCCAUUGGGAUUGUUAUAUGGUGAAGAGUAUGACCGUCCAUUGGUAGUUUUUGACCGCGCUUUUAAGCCAGAUGGUUCGAUUUACAUGAACUCUACGGGGAAUAAUCCUUGUAUACAUCCUCAGUGGCAACCUGAGUACUUUGGUGACGCGAUCAUAGUGAAUGGCAAAGCGUGGCCUUACAUGAAGGUAAAAAGAAGGAAGUAUCGUUUCAGGAUCAUCAAUGCAAGUAACGCCAGGUUCUUCAGAUUUUUCUUUACCAAUAACAUGACGUUUAUCCAUGUGGCGUCUGACUCAGCCUAUCACGAAACUCCAGUUGAGCUUCGUGAACUGUUAUUAGCUCCUUCAGAGAUAGCUGAUGUGAUUGCAGACUUUUCAAAGUCAGAGUCACAUUCCGCGAUCUUAGCCAAUGAUGCACCUUAUCCUUACCCGUCUGGGGAUCCUGUAAACGAAGAAAACAGUAAGGUCAUGAAGUUCGUCAUCAACCCACAUCGCCAGGUUGACACAGCGAAUAUUCCUCGGAAUUUGAUCAAAUAUCCAUCUCCGGAUGUAUCAGAGGCCGCCUCGAAUACAAGGUACAUUGCCUUUUACGAGUAUGCUAGUGACAUAGAUGAGCCUACACAUCUAUACAUCAAUGGGAAAACAUUCGAGGCGCCCGUGACUGAGACACCAAGAGUUGGAACUAGUGAGAUAUGGAACGUAAUCAAUCUAACUGAGGACAAUCACCCAAUGCACAUACAUUUAGGUCUAUUUGUUGUGUUGGAACAAAGAGAAUUGGUGAAUGUUGAAGAGUUUAAAGGUUGUAUGUUGAAGUUGAAUGAUGCAAUCAAGUGCAAAGUUGACAAGUAUUCAAUUGGGAAGAAGAAAGAGGUGGUUCUUCAUGAGAAAGGGUGGAAAAAUGUGUACAAAAUGAUGCCUGGACAUGUCACAAAAAUACUUGUGAAGUUUUCUUUCAUACAUUCAAAUGAAUCAUAUCCAUUUGAUGCAACAGCUGAGCCUGGCUAUGUCUACCAUUGUCAUAUUCUUGAUCAUGAAGAUAAUGUCAUGAUGAGGCCUCUAAAGUUAAUCAAUUGAUAGGAAAAGACUCCAAUGAUGCAAGAGAGAAAAGGGAAAAUUAACUGCAUUUUCUUUUAUUAGUUUUGAUAAUUAUAAAUAUAUUAGUGGGUGCAUAUAUGUAAUCUAAUGCAUAUAAAUUAUAAGCAAUGAGAAUUGAACUCGCAUCUAUUGAUACAUCUUUUUCUUAUUUUAUUUGGAGAAAAUAUAUAAUUACCCCAUUGAUCUUA